Funneliformis geosporum is the source of this 1692-nucleotide messenger RNA. Lineage: Eukaryota; Fungi; Glomeromycota; Glomeromycetes; Glomerales; Glomeraceae. The record is from the annotation of a GenBank genome assembly.
CUUAGUAGCACGUCUGACAUCAGUCCUGAAUUAGCCAUAUCUUUCCCUCGUCUUUAUGAAACAAUGGUUUAUGAAUUUACAUUUAGAUUAUUAUACGAUCUAUGUUUACUAUUUGGAUCACAAAUAUUAUUUUUUGCAUUUGGAUGGGUUUAUUUAGUAAAAAAACUAUUUAAAGAUUAUGAAUCGUCUAUUGACAGACAUGAUGUUCAAUUCGUUCAAGCAAUAUUUUCACUUACCUUCAGUACAAGCUGUGCCUUGUUCGAAUUAAUCAUUUUUGAGAUUAUGGACAUUAUGCAUAAAGAUUCACGAUACAUAUGUUGGAAAAUAACUCUCUACGUGUCACUUUUCCUUGUAAUAAUAUUGAUCCCAGCUUACCAAUUAUAUCUUAUAAUGACAAAUAUACGAAAGAGUUUGCCUCGAAGAUAUUCUAUAAUCAUAGCAGUUGUAUGUUGGUCAACAUAUUUUUAUGGAUUUUGGAAAGUCGGAGAUUUCUUCCCAAUUAAAAACACAGAAAAAAAAUCAAUACCCGAUGAUGCAUUUAUACAAUUUGGAAUGAGUCGCGUAGGAGUACUUGGUGUUACUAUAAUGGCAAUAUUGUCAGGAUUUGGAGCGGUAAACAGUCCUUAUGCCACGUUAUUUUUCUUUUUAAGGCAAGUUAAGGACGCAGACAUUCAAGCGGCCGAAAAAAAAUAUCUUCAUAAUUUGGAUAUAAUAUUAAGUAAGAAGAGACGUAUAUUAAUAUCACAAGUUCGACAAAGAACUACAAACGAACAAAGUUCAAGAGUUGGCGGAUUUAUGCGUAAAAUGUUUAAUACCAUGGCAAAUGGAAUUGGAAUGGGUAGUGAAAGUAUUAGCAUGUUACGACAAGAAAUCACAGGACUUGAGAAUCUUAGUCGACAAUUAUUUUUAGAUAUCGAAGAUUUAUAUCAAGAAAGAGAUCGGAUACUUUAUUCAAAAACAUGGCAAGGAAAAUAUUUUAAUUUCAUGGGCUAUAUUUUCUCGAUUUAUUGUAUUUAUAAGAUUGUAAUGGCAAUUGUCAAUAUUGUUCUUUUUCGUGUUGGAAAGACUGAUCCAAUUACAUAUGGGUUAACAUUAACGAUUGCCUAUUUUAAUAUCAAAGAAAUAGAAAUUGAUACUGAUUUUUGGUAUCAACAAUUAAGCUUUUUUACGGUUGGACUUAUGAUAUUUUUUUCCAUUCGAGGAUUAUUAAUUCAAUUCCUAAAAUUUUUCAGAGCAGUUUCAAAUUCCGUAUCAAGAAAUAACAUUGUUUUAUUUCUUGCACAAAUUAUGGGAAUGUAUUUUCUUAGUUCUGUAUUGAUGUUAAGAAUGUCAUUACCAGAAGUAUAUAGGAAUAAAAUUACAAUGUUAUUUAAAUCAGUUGAUGUAGCAUUUUAUCAUAGAUGGUUUGAUGUGAUAUUUCUUGUUAGUGGAAUAGCAAGUAUGAUCUUCUUAUAUUUUGUACAUCAAGCAAAUAAUAACAAUGUUAUGUUAAUCAGCACCACCACUUCAUCUAUAAUGACACCUUCUGGAUCAUCAACACCAUCAAGUUCACCUGGAUUUUCUUCAAAUGGAAGUUUGACGAUAAAUUCUAAUUCUCCCAUUUCACCUGGGGAAUGGGAAUAUGCGGGUGGUACUGCUGGUGGCGGAGUUGGAAAAUGGUCUUCAAGCAAUAAUUUAUAUCAUCGGGGCUAA